AUGACAUCCUCUACAAAUUGUGACCACCAAUUUGAUCAAUCAUCUAUUUUCAUCAAUAAUUUCAAUAGUAAUAAUAAUAAUAACAAUAACAAUAGUUUUAAUAGCAAUUUUUUUAAUAAUAAUCAUCAUCAAAGUAAUGUAAUGAAUUCAAUUGGAGUAGCUACAACGACAGCAGCGGCAGCAGCAACAACAACGACAUCGGUUGGAUGUAACUUGAUUGAUUUCUCAUAUGACCAACUUGGAUGUACAAUCCAUUGUGAUUCACCAUCGUUCAGUGAUGACUUUCAUGUCUCAAACUUGUUGUCAGAUAACAAGCAACAACGUGACAAAGGUUUCAUCGCCGCUCAAUUCAUAAAGACACCACUGGAUAUCACCAUUUCAUUUCCAUAUCCAAUUGAUUUGGAAAGAAUUGGAUUGAUAUCAAAGAGUGGAACAGGUAUUAUUCAAUCAUUGUCUUUUUAUGUUUCAGAUCUGACAUUUGAGGAAAUCGAUGCCAAUUCCAAAUCAUUGAUUGAGAAUGCAAAUAAUGGAGAUGGUAGUAAUAAUCAUGGUCAUGGAAAUGGAAUGUUGAAACCAAAUCAUUCAUCUGAUAUCAAAAUGAAUCCUACAAUGUUGUCUGUGAAUAAUCAAUGGGAUAUUUCAAAAGAACGAUAUCCAAAUCAACAGAUGAAGAAACAAUCGAUAGCAUUACAAUCAUCGCCAUUCAACAACAACACGAAUCUCGUAUACAACAAGCUAGUUCAUCAGUCAUUCAAGUUUGUCGGUCACUUUGACGAUCUCCAUCAAUCACAAGAUAAAUUGUUCACUUAUUUCUCACACCCCCAUUUUAUGGAUGGUCACAUCAACCAUCAACCUCCACUAAACUAUUUAUUACCCAGUCAAAUCAAACCAUUCGGUUCCAAUGUAUAUUUAUUAAACAAUAUCAAAUCGAUACGUAUUAGAAUACUUAAAGUUUUUCAAUCAAGCUGUCCAUCAAUAGGUGGAAUUGAGAUAUGGGGACUACCAUCCUCUAAUUGUCCACCAAAUAUCGUUGGUCAAAUCUAUCAGAAAUCAAUUGCCAUACAAUCUUUAAGAUCAUAUUCACAACCUUUAUUCCCAGUGUAUCAUCAACAACAACAAACAAACCAACAACCAAAUUUCAAUAGUAAUAAUAGCAACAAAGGAUUUACGAAUCAACAUCAACAACAAUAUCAACAAUUCACAUUACCGAUUUCAUCAUCUUAUUCGGCUGUACCUUCAAGUCCACCUUCAAUUCGUUCCUCCACCGAUUCCGAUAUGUCCGAUGUCAACAGCAGUGGUUUUUCCAACGACUCUAAUAGUAAUCACACAGACUUUGAUCGAUUCCUCGAGGCGCAUCCCGACAUUAUACUGAACGAAGCCGGCGUUCCAACGAUAUUUCUCGAUCCAAUCACUCUCGAGUUGAUGAGUGAUCCCGUACAACUACCGUCCGGAAAGUUUGUAGACCGCUCCACCAUACAGAAACUCUUUGACAACCACUACUUUAACGACCCAUUCUCUGGCAUCAGAAUCACCAACACCCAGACCAACUUUGAGCUUCACCAACAGAUCCAAUCGUAUCACGAUUCCAAGAAACGCAAGCGACUUAUCAAGAGUCGUCCCGCACUCGUUGCCGUUGUAAAUAGCACCACACCCACCCCAACUCCACCGACAACACCCAGUUACCUACAGUUUUCGAAUCUCUCUGUAUCCACCACCAACAACAAAUCCAACGAUUCAUUUGAUAAUAAUCCAUUCUUCCAUAUCGGAAGUAAUAGCAGCAGCAGCAGUAAUAUUAAUAACAAUAAUAGUUCACAUCAUAAACAUCCACCAUCACAACCAACAACACCAACCAAUUUCAAUGGAUUCCCACAGUUUAACAAUCAUAAUUCCAAUGGUUUUGGUUUAGGUACACCUUUAAAUUUUAGCAAUAAUCAUAAUAAUAAUAAUAAUAACAAUAAUAAUAAUAAUAAUAAUAAUAUUUUCAAUCUUACACACAUAUCAUCUUCACCAACAUCAUCAACAACAUAUAAUUAUAACAAACCAAUUAGUACAAGUUGCGAUAGUGUGGUAGCACCAAAAGAAGAAAGAAACAUGGGAGGACGUGGAUCAGAUCAUCCUCUACUUAGACUUCUUUCUCAAUCAUCUCUUGUUGAACUACCAAUCAAGAAAAUAAAAAAAUAA
Messenger RNA from Heterostelium album PN500, 2181 nucleotides. RefSeq lists its product as uncharacterized. The record is from RefSeq and is a predicted model, not a curated record. Gene Ontology annotation, biological process: protein polyubiquitination. Gene Ontology annotation, cellular component: nucleus. Bases 1 to 2181 code for a protein of 726 amino acids. Gene Ontology annotation, molecular function: ubiquitin protein ligase binding; ubiquitin-ubiquitin ligase activity. The transcript has 3 exons. Lineage: Eukaryota; Evosea; Eumycetozoa; Acytosteliales; Acytosteliaceae.